Messenger RNA from Penicillium paradoxum, 741 nucleotides. RefSeq names its product Ran GTPase-binding protein YRB1. Lineage: Eukaryota; Fungi; Ascomycota; Eurotiomycetes; Eurotiales; Aspergillaceae. Gene Ontology annotation, biological process: nucleocytoplasmic transport. Gene Ontology annotation, molecular function: GTPase activator activity. Bases 1 to 741 code for a protein of 246 amino acids. Gene Ontology annotation, cellular component: cytoplasm; nuclear pore. The record is from RefSeq and is a predicted model, not a curated record. The transcript is spliced from 4 exons.
AUGUCUGACGUCGCCGAAACCAAGCCCGACCCCGCCAUCGUCGAGGAGACCAAGCCUGAGACCACCGAGGGCGAGAAGUCUACCACCGAGGCUGUUGCUGAGACUGCUACUGAGACCGCUGAGCAGGCCGCCGACGCCACCAAGGAUGCCGCCGUGAAGACCUCUGACAGCGUGUUCUCCAUGUUCGGUGGCGGUCCCAAGAAGGAGAAGAAGGAGGAGACCGAGGAGCCUACUGAUGAGCCCUCCGGCUCUUCCAAGGCCAAGAAGGCCGACGAUGAGGAUGAGGUUGAGGAGUCCGUUGAUGUCCACUUCGAGCCCGUUAUCCGCCUGACUGAGAAGGUUGAGACCAAGACCAAUGAGGAGCUCGAGGAGCAGUCCUUCAAGAUGCGCGCCAAGCUGUUCAAGUUCGACCGUGACUCCAAGGAGUGGAAGGAGCGUGGUACCGGUGAUGUCCGUCUGUUGAAGCACAAGGAGAACCAGAAGACUCGCCUUGUCAUGCGCCGUGAUAAGACCCUCAAGGUCUGCGCCAACCACUACAUCGUCCCCGACAUGAAGCUGAGCGCCAACGUCGGCAGUGACCGCAGCUGGGUCUGGAACGCCGCCGCCGAUGUCUCUGAGGGCGAGCCCGAGGCUCAGACCCUGGCCAUCCGUUUCGCCAACAGCGAGAACGCCAACGCUUUCCGUGACGCUUUCGAGACCGCCCAGCAGGAGAACGAGAAGCUCUUCAGCGCUGAGGAGUAA